CAAAACUAGUCUAAUUUGUUUGUCUUCCUUCCUCUUCUACUCUCGCCGCAACCAAACACACCUGUUGUCCCCCGUGUUCCUAAGAGAAGAAGAGAUUCUGUUGGCGCCUUUUCGUCGAUCCCAACCCCCAUAUUUCCUUCCAAGAUUCCACCCAUUAUCACCCCUAAAAAUUCCUCUCCUCUUUUUUAAAUGCUAUUUAUACAUUAUUUAUAGCUUUAUUAGUCGUCCUUUGACUUGCAGUUUGUCCUUCUCUGUAAUGGCUUCGGAACAGCAGUUAUCAACAAUUAAGGGUUCAAAAGUGUUGAUGGUGGGCGCUGGUGGCAUCGGCUGCGAGCUUCUCAAAACCCUUGCACUAUCUGGCUUCCAAGACAUUCAUAUUAUUGACAUGGACACCAUUGAAGUGAGCAACCUAAAUAGGCAAUUCUUGUUUAGGCAGUCCCAUGUUGGGCAAUCUAAGGCUAAAGUUGCUCGGGAUGCUAUAUUGAAAUUUAGGCCCGGCAUUAGCAUAACACCAUACCAUGCCAAUGUCAAAGAUCCUGACUUCAGUGUUGAUUUUUUUAAGCAAUUCAAUGUUGUUUUGAACGGGCUUGACAAUUUAGAUGCUAGACGACAUGUAAACCGCCUUUGCUUGGCAGCUGGGGUUCCAUUGGUCGAAAGUGGGACCACCGGAUUUCUAGGACAGGUUACUGUACAUGUAAAGGGCAGAACUGAGUGUUAUGAAUGCCAGCCUAAACCGGCUCCAAAAACUUACCCUGUGUGUACUAUCACCAACACUCCAUCGAAGUUUGUUCACUGUAUUGUAUGGGCAAAGGACCUGCUUUUUGCAAAGUUAUUCGGGGACAAAAAUCAGGAACAUGAUUUGAAUGUGCACUCCAAAGAUGGUUCUAGCUCAUCAAAACAAACAAAAGACGUUUUUGAACGGGAAAAGGAGGAAAACAUAGAACAAUAUGGAAAGAGAAUAUAUGAUCAUGUUUUUGGUUAUAACAUUGAGUUAGCUUUGUCAAAUGAAGAGACAUGGAGAAAUCGUAACAAGCCAAGGCCUAUUUAUGUCAGAGAUGUAUUUUCCUCUGAACUUGCUAGUCAAAAUGGAAAUCUGCACAAGUGCUUAAAUGGUGAUCCUCCCUCAUUGUCUGCAACGGCGUCUUUGGGUUUGAAAAAUCCACAGGAUCUAUGGUCCUUAAAGGAAAAUUCUAAAGUAUUUCUUGAGGCUCUGAAGUUGUUUUUCUCAAAGCGAGAAGAGGAGAUUGGUAACUUGAGUUUUGACAAAGAUGAUCAGUUAGCUGUAGAAUUUGUAACUGCUGCUGCAAAUAUCCGGGCUUCUUCUUUUGGGAUUCCCCUUCAUAGUCUUUUUGAGGCUAAAGGUAUUGCUGGCAAUAUAGUGCAUGCUGUUGCAACAACAAAUGCUAUUAUUGCUGGGUUAAUUGUGAUCGAAGCGAUCAAGGUGCUGCAACACGAUGUUAAAAACUAUCGGAUGACUUAUUGUCUUGAGCAUCCUUCAAGAAAGAUGCUUCUUAUGCCAGUAGAGCUGUCUGAGCCAAACAAAUCAUGCUAUGUCUGUUCCGAGACACCUUUGGAUCUUGAGAUUAAUACACAUCGCUCGAAGCUGAGGGAUGUUGUUGACAAGAUUGUGAAAACAAAGUUAGGCAUGAAUUUGCCUUUGAUCAUGCAUGGAUCAGCCCUUCUGUAUGAGGUUGGUGAUGAUCUUGAGGAAGACGAGGUUGCCAAUUAUGCAGCAAACCUUGAAAAGGUACUAUCCAAACUUCCUGCUUCGGUCACUAGUGGGACUAUUCUCACUGUUGAGGAUCUUCAGCAAGAGCUGAAAUGCAGCAUCAAUAUCAAGCAUAGGGAGGAGUUUGACGAGGAGAAGGAAUCUGAUGGAAUGAUUCUCUCGGGAUGGACACCACCUCGCUCAGCAGAAAAGAAUGGCAAUACAACUGUGGACAAUGAAGUGAGCACAUCCAGUGCAUCUAAAGCUGUUCCCCUAGUGGCCGAAGACGAUGAUGAUUUGCAAAUUAUUCCAACAAUAACUGGGAAGAAAAGAAAGCUAUCCAAAGUUUCCAAUGAAACGAAGAAUAAAAGAAAAGCAGCAGAACUCCAUAGCAAGAACGAUGUUGUCAUGCUUGACGAUGAUAAUUCUGAUAUGAGCAAGAAGAAGAGGGAGCAAUAGCUAGUUUUUAUUUUUCCUUCAAGUCUUAUUUCAUUAGAAUAUUUCACCCUAACUUUAUACACAACCGGGAACGGUGAUUCUAGAAAGACCUCCAGGAAUGUUUUUGUUUAGGUAGCUUAAAUUUUUUAAUAUAAGGUGUGUGUUCUAACUUUUAAUGGAUUGGGAGGGUCUGAACAUUGUAACUUUUGGGCAGUAGGAUUUUGUAAUGUUUGUGUAAAAAAGAAAAAAGAAAAAAAUUGGGAGCUGGGGAUAUAAAGUAUGGUUGUAUUUUCAGUAGGAUAUUAUCGUGUUUGUGUACGAAAAGAUUGGCAAGGGGAAAUCUUGAUAAUUUGGCA
Molecule: messenger RNA, 2502 nt
Organism: Olea europaea var. sylvestris
Lineage: Eukaryota; Viridiplantae; Streptophyta; Magnoliopsida; Lamiales; Oleaceae
Product: SUMO-activating enzyme subunit 2-like
Exons: 11
Coding region: 257-2167 (636 amino acids)
Biological process (GO): protein sumoylation
Cellular component (GO): cytoplasm; SUMO activating enzyme complex
Molecular function (GO): SUMO activating enzyme activity
Source: RefSeq, a predicted model, not a curated record